UAUUGUCAUCAAAGUUGAUCUCAUUUGGGAUUCUGGCAAAAUCAGAAUGGGGGAAUGCCAUCACAAGCUAGCACCAAGGCUACAACCAGGAUAAGAGAAGUAUUUUACAACUACAGCUUCUGCAAAAGCUUCCUUGAUGUUACUUUACAACUACAGCUCAGAGCAACAGCGGAAGAAGCUCCUUGUGAACUAACAGUUACUCCUUCCGGGCUUGCCUUCUUCGAAAAAACUGUGGGCUCUGGCCCUGAGGCUGUCAAGGGACAGCUCGUUAAGGCACAUCAUGUCGGGAAAUUGGAGAGUGGUAAGAUUUUCGAUAGCAGCCAUAAUCGUGGAAAGCCUCUCACGGGGGUAUGCUGUGCUUUUGAGGCAUGCCCGUAUAAACGCAAGUUGAAGCUCAGAAAAAUUUAUUAA
Messenger RNA from Populus euphratica (Euphrates poplar), 411 nucleotides. RefSeq names its product peptidyl-prolyl cis-trans isomerase FKBP13, chloroplastic-like. Gene Ontology annotation, molecular function: peptidyl-prolyl cis-trans isomerase activity. The record is from RefSeq and is a predicted model, not a curated record. The coding region runs from base 55 to 411 and encodes 118 amino acids. Gene Ontology annotation, cellular component: chloroplast. The transcript is spliced from 3 exons. Lineage: Eukaryota; Viridiplantae; Streptophyta; Magnoliopsida; Malpighiales; Salicaceae.